UGCUAAACAAAGCCAGAACCUUUCUUUUUAUUUUCCCCCGUGCUGUAACGUACAUAUAGCCUAAAGGCGUUCAAGCACUCUUGACAAAUAAAGAGGCCUGUGAAAGUGGAGAUAAAGAGGGAGGGAGGGACAGAGAGGGAUCUCAACCAGAUCAAAUCAAAAUCCCAGUUUGGGAUUUCUUUGAUUUGGGUUCUCUUGCAUAGCAGAAUUAGGUUAACCUAUCCAUCUCUGGCUGCGUUUAACCAUAUUGUUUUUCUCAUUCUCUGCCGCUAUAUAUUUCUGACACAAUGGAUGCUGAGAAGAAGUACAUUACCGUCGAGGAGCUCAAAAGGCACAACAAGCCAGGGGAUUUGUGGAUCUCCGUGCAAGGUAAGGUUUACGAUGUCACAGGUUGGGCUAAGGAGCAUCCUGGUGGGGAUAUUCCGUUGUUGAAUCUUGCUGGCCAAGAUGUCACCGAUGCGUUCGUUGCCUAUCAUCCUGGUACCGCAUGGAAAUAUCUGGACAAGCUCUUCACUGGGUAUUACCUCGAGGAUUUCCAGGUUUCCGAUGUGUCCAGAGAUUACAGGAGGCUCGCAUCGGAGUUUUCGAAAUUGGGCCUUUUUGAAAAGAAAGGGCAUGUCACUUGUUAUACUCUCACAUUUGUUGCUGUCAUGUUCCUCGUUGUUCUCUAUGGUGUUUUGAGAUGCACUAGCGUGUGGGCGCAUUUGGGUUCUGCUAUGUUGUUGGGUUUGCUUUGGAUGCAAAGCGCGUAUGUGGGUCAUGAUUCUGGUCACUAUGAGGUGAUGUCCAGCCGGGGUUAUAACAAACUUGCUCAAAUAAUUUCUGGAAAUUGCUUGACUGGUAUAAGCAUUGCCUGGUGGAAGUGGACUCACAAUGCGCAUCACAUUGCUUGCAAUAGUCUUGAUUAUGAUCCUGAUCUGCAACACAUCCCUGUUUUUGCUGUAUCUUCCCGUUUCUUCAAUUCCAUGACAUCUCGUUUCUAUGGUAGGACCUUGAAGUUUGAUUCUCUGUCCAGGUUCCUUAUCAGUUACCAGCACUGGACAUUUUACCCUGUAAUGUGCCUGGGCAGGAUUAACCUGUUCAUUCAGACGUUUCUGCUUUUGUUCUCAAAACGCCCUGUCCCAGAUAGAGCCUUGAACAUAAUGGGAAUUCUUGUGUUCUGGACCUGGUUCCCUCUCCUGAUUUUUUGCCUGCCAAAUUGGCCUGAAAGGGUCAUGUUUGUGCUAGCUAGCUUCUCAGUCACGUCCAUUCAGCACAUUCAAUUCUGUCUGAACCAUUUUGCUGCUAAUGUAUAUGUUGGGCCACCAAAUGGUAAUGACUGGUUUGAGAAGCAGACUAGUGGCACAUUGGAUAUCUCUUGUUCUAGCUGGAUGGACUGGUUCUUUGGUGGCUUGAAUUUUCAGCUUGAGCACCAUUUGUUCCCAAGGCUUCCUAGGUGCCAAUUGAGGAAGGUUUCUCCCUUGGUGAUUGACCUCUGCAAGAAGCAUAAUUUGCCUUAUAGGAGCUUGUCGUUCUUGGAAGCCAACAGAUGGACCAUUAGGACUCUCAGAACUGCUGCUCUGCAGGCCAGGGAUCUGGCUAACCCUGUGGUCAAGAAUUUGUUGUGGGAGGCUGUUAAUACUCAUGGCUGAGCAAUAUGGAUCAGAAGAACUGGUUAACAUCUCUAUCUUCUCUCUCUGUUCCUUUUCCCCCUAUUUCUUUUUUUAGUUUUUUGCCCUUAAAUUUCUUUCCCCGGGGCACAGAAAAACUCUGCAGUUCAUGUACUUGGCAUCUAUUUAUACAUUAUUCAGAUUUUGGUUGCAUUUUCA
Messenger RNA from Prosopis cineraria, 1808 nucleotides. RefSeq names its product delta(8)-fatty-acid desaturase 2. NCBI's taxonomy places the organism in Eukaryota, Viridiplantae, Streptophyta, Magnoliopsida, Fabales, Fabaceae. The coding region runs from base 288 to 1631 and encodes 447 amino acids. The transcript has a single exon. The record is from RefSeq and is a predicted model, not a curated record. Gene Ontology annotation, cellular component: membrane. Gene Ontology annotation, biological process: lipid metabolic process. Gene Ontology annotation, molecular function: oxidoreductase activity, acting on paired donors, with oxidation of a pair of donors resulting in the reduction of molecular oxygen to two molecules of water.